This is a messenger RNA of Carassius carassius (crucian carp), 1142 nucleotides long. RefSeq names its product cytochrome c oxidase assembly protein COX11, mitochondrial (gene cox11). Gene Ontology annotation, cellular component: mitochondrial inner membrane. NCBI's taxonomy places the organism in Eukaryota, Metazoa, Chordata, Actinopteri, Cypriniformes, Cyprinidae. The coding region runs from base 205 to 987 and encodes 260 amino acids. Gene Ontology annotation, molecular function: copper ion binding. The record is from RefSeq and is a predicted model, not a curated record. The transcript is spliced from 5 exons.
GUAGAUCCGUUUCCGCAGCAAAACCGGAACUGUAGCAGUAGUGAUUGAUACCCGGGGAACUUGUAUCUGUUGCACCAUUAUUUUCGUGUUGUACUUGACGUUUUGUAACAUGUUGCUGAAGGGUGUACGUGCACAUACCCGCAUUAUUUGAGUCAGGUGAAACAUACCUGUCUUGUGGGGCAUUUCACUUAUAACUCUAGGAUUAUGCUAUUACCAUUCCUUCUCCGUGGGUGCACUGCAAUGCACUAUGUACAGCAAGCGCUUUCUAGCACUCGGCUCUGCAUCAAUUGUUGCAACAUCAGAGGACUAGCUACUUCCAGUGGCCACCUCUUACUCAGGAGGACCCCACAACGAUUCCUCAACCAGACACGAGGAGCUAAAACUCACAAAAGGAAACAGCAGAACCAGGAAGAUGACUGGAAGAAAAGGAACAAGACCGUCCUCACAUAUAUCGCGGCUGCUGGAGUGGGAAUGAUUGGCUUGUCAUAUGCCGCUGUUCCACUUUACAGACUGUACUGUCAAGCAACAGGGCUGGGAGGCACAGCAGUAGCAGGACAUAAUACAGAUCAAGUGGAGACGAUGAAGCCAGUCAGGGAACGUAUUAUUAAAGUGACCUUCAAUGCAGACACACACGCCAGCAUGCAGUGGAACUUCCGUCCGCAGCAGUCAGAGAUUUAUCUUGUGCCAGGAGAAACUGCUCUGGCCUUUUAUAAGGCACGGAAUCCCACAGACAAACCAGUGAUAGGCAUUUCUACUUACAAUGUUGUACCUUUUGAGGCUGGACAAUAUUUUAAUAAGAUACAGUGUUUCUGUUUUGAGGAACAGAGGUUAAAUCCACACGAGGAAGUAGACAUGCCUGUUUUCUUCUACAUUGAUCCAGAGUUUGAUGAUGACCCGAGGAUGGCACGAGUUGAUACUAUUACACUCUCAUAUACCUUUUUUGAAGCCAAGGAGGGACAGCAGUUGCCCCUCCCUGGGUAUAGCUAAUUAUUUAUUAUUCAGAGAAUUUUCAUCAGAAUUAUCUUCAGGGGAGUGUGUUCAGUAAUUAUUUUGGUAAUGAUUACUGUAUAUGUUGUCACAUUUCACUUCUAUGUCUGUAUAGAUUGAAUCAAACAAAUAUAAAAAAUGAACGGUAAUGAAGA